GUGUGGAAACGAACUGGUCCACUUUUUGCGAGACUUGUGCGUGUGCUGAAUAUGCCUCCACCGACAGCAGUGAAAUUACAGAUGUUGAGUAUGAUGAUGCUCUUUGCCAUGUCUAUCGCCUUGGCCUACGACGAAAUACCCAAGUACCAGCACCGAGACCCAGUGACAUCUAAGGUGCUGCUUUGUGACCAGUGCCCACCUGGCACGGCCGUGGAGCGCCACUGCAGUGCAGAGGAACCCACUAUUUGUGGCCCCUGUCCAGAGAAACGCUUUGCAGAACAGUGGCACUGGGGAGACAGCUGUCAGCAUUGCACAUCUGUCUGCAAAGAAAGGCAGAUGGUACGGAGGGAGUGUAACAGCACUCAUGACAGGCUCUGUGAGUGUAUUCACGGGUAUCACCUGGUUGUGGAAUUUUGUGUCCGACACACCACCUGCCCGUCUGGCUCUGGAGUCGUAGUGCAGGGCACACCAGAGAGGGACACAGUGUGUGAGAAGUGUCCUCAGGGUUAUUUCUCCAGCACGUCCUCAUUUAUAGAGCCCUGCUUGCCCCACAGGGACUGCACUCGAAUGGGUUUGAAGACCCUCAUAGCAGGCACAGCCACCCAGGACACACUGUGUGAGACUGAGAGUAAAGACUUCACCAUUGACUGCUCCCAUCAGCACACAGAGUGUCAAACUGACAUCACACUAUGUGAGGAAGCCAUUUUUCACUUUCUUGCAUCUCCUCCUUUGGCCUCCGUCCCUGUGGAGCAUCUGUCUGAGAGUCUUCCAGGACGCAAGGUGGACUGGAAGAGUGUUGAGAAGGUGAAGAAGAGCUGCAGCCCUCAGCAGCAGAUGCUACACCUGCUCCGCCUUUGGAGAGAACAAAAUAAAGACCAAGACAAAUUUUUCAGCAUCAUUCAAGGUGUGAACCAUUGUGAGCUGAAAGUAUCGCGCUGUGCCAGCAUGAAGAACCUCACCCUGGGAGACCUGUUGGUCUUGAUGGAGAGUUUACCUGGUGAGAAGGUGAGCGAGGAGGACAUUCAAGCCUUGGUCCGCUCCUGCCCCUCAGAACGAUACAUCCUGCAGCUCCUCCACUUGUGGAAAAUUCAGAAUGGAAGUCACGACCUGUCCAAAGCAUUAGCCCACAGCAUCCGCAAACUACGCUUGAAAGGUGCCCGUCGACCCUUCCUCAAAACUCUGAAGAAGAUCAGUCGAAUCAUUAGUGUGCCGUCUAUACACCGAAUGUAUGAGAAGAUGAUUGUCAACAUGCUCCAGGACAGCAUGUGCUUCAAAACCAAACUGUACAAUGAUUAAUUAAACAUUAUAUGGCCAAAAGUAUGUGGACACCCAAACACCACAGCCAUUUGUGCAGCCAUAUGUGUUGAACAUUCCAUUUAGAAUCGUUGCCAUUAAUAGAGAGUUUGUGUUCUCUAACAGCUUACACCCUUCUGUGUACACUAGAUGUUGAAACAUAAAUGCAGGGCUUUAAUCCCAUUCAGAUAUGAGAGCAGUAGGGGUCAAAUCUUUCAGCGGUCAGUGUGACCUGCACAUUGGACCUGUCACAGCCACAGGCAGAUACCAGACACAACUUAAAACUGGUGCCGCUGUAUUCAUGCUUCAAAUUAAUGUGAGCAGUGCAUCACUUCAAAAGCUAAUAGAUCCCAUAAAUAAUCAAUGAUGUCUAUAUUGGAAGAGUCUGUUCCUGACAAAAAAUGUAUUGUAUUACCAUGAAAAGCCACCCCUCCAAAGUUGUGGCAAAAUUGCUCAAGGACAACAAAGUUAAGGUAUUGGAGUGGCCACCAAAAAGCCCUGACCUUAAUCUGAUAGAGAAUUUGUGGGAAGAACUGAAAAAGCAUGUGCGAGCAAAGAGGCCUACAAACCUGACUCAGUUACACCAGUUCUGUCUGGAGGAAUGGGACAAAAUUCCAGCAACUUAUUGUGAGAAUCUUGUGGAAGGCUAGCCAAAACUUUUAACCCAAGUUAACCAAUUUAAAGGCAAUGCUACCAAAUACUAGCAAAUUGUAUGUAAAAUCCUGAACCACUGGGAAUGUAAUGAAAGUAAUGAAAGCUGAAAUUCUCUAUUCUAUUAUUCUGAUAUUUCACAUUCUUAAAAUACAGUAGUACUCCUAACUGAUCUAAGACAGGGAAUGAUUUCUACAAUGUCAGGAAUUUUCAAAAACUGAGUUUAUAUGUAUUUUGCUAAGGUGUAUGUCAACUUCUGACUUCAGCUGUACAUACUGUAGUUAAGACAACAUGAAUUAUACAGUGAUUGCAUAGGAUUUUAAAAGUUAUUUCAGCCAAUAGAAUAGCUUUGUGAUCUGAGGCAGGUGUUACUUGGUGUGGGUUUAUUGUGUAGUUGAUAUUUAUUGUCGUCUUGCGGGACACAAACACAUACACUUGCAAAGCUGAAAGCACACAAAUCUCUAGAAUGUCCUUAUAUGCUGUAGCUAGCAUUAAGAUUGGUCUUCAUUGAAAUUAAAGGGCCUAACAAACUGGUUAAUCAUAUGGGGGAGUCCACAUACUUUUGGCUAUGUAUGACUAAAAGAAGAGUUAUUUAAAUUAAAAUAAGUUGUAAAUAGUAUUGUUUUUGGACUGAUAAUGAGCUAAAAAGGGGGGGUAUUUGGGGUUACUGCUUUUGUUGUGAAGUUGCUUCUUUUUUUUUGGCUUGUUUAAUGUUUUCUAAUAAUUGUUUUACAGACUACAAUACUAAGAGUUAGAUUCUGAAAUGGAGAUUUAAGCCAAGUCCUGAACAUUCAGAGGACAAUGAGCCUGUUUACAUGCACAGCAAUGUACUAAUAACUCCUAGAAAACUGCUUGUUUAAAAAAAUCAGACUAUGCAAGAAAACUGUGUUUAUGUGAUAUUUGAAAUAUUCAAGUUAUUCUCUGAUAUUACAAAGGCGUUUACAUGCAACAGGAAAUCUACUGUAGGUAAUGGGCAAAAAUCUACCCAUGUCGAUCGGUUUAUUCUCAAGCCUUUUUUAACCUUACACCCCUAUAGCGAUAAAAGAAAGCUGUUUAUUGCGCUUACGUGACUACACACGUUGUCGGUGUAAGUAAACAUGCUCAAUGAACUUUUUAGUCCAGGCUUUUGCUUGACCUGCUAUGUCUCUUAAACUAAACUUUAUUUAAGCUGUAAAUAAAGGAUGUUGGAUGUUUUUAUGUUUUAUUUUUACUGUAAUUAUAUUUUGUCAGGUUUUGUUUUUUUAUCAAAAUUUUAAAAAGAAAAAAAUAUUAUUUAUCAAUUUGUCAGGAAACUGGACUCUAGAACUGCAGUACAUCAUUUGUUUUUAAUUUAAGGAAAUGUGUCAAUGAGACUAUAUUGACGUUUUCUACAACAUAUUCUCAUAAUGAAAGUGAUGGGGGAAAACUAAAGUUUUAAACUCUUAUAGAUUGUAUCAUAAAGAAAGGCAUCAUUUAAAAAUGAUAUAUACUAUACUGGAUGGCAAUCUUAACGCUCAUGUUCUGUUGAGAUUGACUUUAAUGUUUUUGUGUUUGGGGUCCCAGAGACUGCAUGUAAAAUUAAUAAUAGCUGCAAAUUUAUACAUGUUUUAUCUUCAAAUUCUACAAUAUACACCAGUAUUUAUUCAUGUUUUAUAUCUGAGGUUUCUAAGAACCUAAACAGAUGUAAUGUAACAUGUAGUAUGGAGGACGGACAAAGCAUAUUUUCAAUAUGAAAUGCUGUUAAAAGUCAUGAGGUAUCCAUCAGAAGAAUAUUUUUAAACUAUUAAAAUGGCCUCAAACAGAACAUGAGGGUUACUAGAAGCAUCACAUUGUAACAGAAAGUGUGUUAGGAUGUUAUGAAAUAUUUUCUGACUUUCAUAUAUUGAUGUACUGUAUUUCAGAGGCUUUUUUAAAUGUUGUAAACAUAUCAGGCUUGCUAAAUCUUUAACACUAAUGCUGAAUCCUAAAGUCAAGCAAGUUGUUAUUGUUUUCUCCUAAAUGUACUUAUUGUAUGAUGAUCUUGUUUCCAUCUCUAAUACUCAUAUGAUAUUUGAACAUAUCUUUGUACUGAUUUUUUAAAUUGAGUUUUGUGUUACUCACUCUUCCUAACUUAAUCACUCUUCCCAUUUCUGACUAGGUAUUCACUCGCUUUGGUUCAUUGAGAAUAUGUGUCAAUUACAUGACACUUGUUUUUUUUGUAUGGAUCUAUUAAUUUAUUCAAAAAUACAUUAAAAUGAAAU
This is a messenger RNA of Xyrauchen texanus (razorback sucker), 4163 nucleotides long. Its product is annotated as tumor necrosis factor receptor superfamily member 11B-like. Lineage: Eukaryota; Metazoa; Chordata; Actinopteri; Cypriniformes; Catostomidae. The record is from RefSeq and is a predicted model, not a curated record. The coding region runs from base 52 to 1296 and encodes 414 amino acids. Gene Ontology annotation, molecular function: protein binding. The transcript has 5 exons.